Molecule: messenger RNA, 326 nt
Organism: Cucurbita pepo subsp. pepo (vegetable marrow)
Lineage: Eukaryota; Viridiplantae; Streptophyta; Magnoliopsida; Cucurbitales; Cucurbitaceae
Source: RefSeq, a predicted model, not a curated record
AUGACCGGCAUUGUUAUGGUCACUAGGGGCGGCGGCUGCGGCGGAGGCAGCAAAAUGGUCAAAGGAGGAGCCAAGGGCUCCUCCGUCAGUGAUGACCAAAAUCAGCUCUCUUUGGUCGAUGUUUUGCUCACGGCGUUGAGGAAAUCGAUGGUUUAUUGCCGUGUUGAUCGACGGGAGGAGCUUAUCUCCACUGUCCAUCAGAUGGAAAUUGGAUGGCCGACAAAUGUUCGACAUAUUGCCCAUGUCACUUUCGACCGCUUCAAUGGUUUUUUGGGGCUUCCUGUCGAGUUUGAGGUUGAGAUUCCCAGCUCUGUUCCUAGUGCCAG